ACAAAAGAGAAAUUCAAAACAAAAUGGUCGCCAACCUCUAAGCGUUGGCAACAUACACACAAGCUUCUAGUCAAGGCUAGAGUGUUUUCUAUAGCUUAAUUACUACUAGUGUAAAAUCUAUGUACACUAGACACCGUUCAAAUGCAGCUGGAGCCAAAAAGACAGACAAGGAAGACAUUUUCUAAGAAAGAAUUUGAAAGGCGUUGGUGCUUGUUGUAGGCAAUUGUGUGCUCGUGUUGGAAUGGAGGGGGGAAGGGGCAGCACUUGGGCUAAUUUUGAAGAGACUGCUCAAAAGAAUGAUGCUCUGAUGGGCUGGCCCCCGUCUCGUAACCCCCUCUCCCCUACUACAGGCAGGCUCUGCAGAGAAGAUAUGGCGAUAUACGGUGAGGAGCCUGCUCUGGACAGCUUGUCUCUGGUGGUGUGUGGGGACUGCGGGCGUGUGGUCAAAAGUCAGGCGCUAGUUAACCAUAAAGAGCAAUACCACUCUCAGCAGUUGGACAUCCCGACCCCGCGUCCUGUGAUACCUCCCUACACUCCCCCACUGAGGACCCCCCACACAGUUGGCCUGUCGUCCAGUGCCAUGAGUACCCCUCUAGGGGGUGUACGAGGUGACAGGGUCAUGGGAUUUACUGCCAGUGACCUACCGUCAACCGCAUUCAGUGGAGCCACUACAGUGAAGGCAAUAAAGGAGUAUGACCCUACCCGUCACUGUGGUGUGUGGAUUGAGGAGGAGAAGAGACAGUGCACCCACUCACUCAACUGCAAGAUCCACUCUCUGGAUGCCCGUCAGAGUGUGAGGGGGAGGAGCAAAUCUUUUGCCCUCCUGCUCAAAGAGAGGAAGCUGAAAAAGAAAAAAGAAAAGUUACCAAAGAGGACUGAUUCUCAGCUUCCCACAGCUUCAACGUCCUCAAUACUAUCCCCUUCACCCACCACUCAGCACUUUGAGUUAGUGAGUCCGGUGAGUGCUCCUUCAUCUGUUGGCCAACCCUUCCUGUCAGAAGGUGGUGGUCUGACCACGCCCCCCACUGAGCCUAAUGACGAGGCUGUCCCUGUGGACAUGGAUUCAUUCCCCAAGCCACUUGCUGUUUGUUCGUUUGGUUUACGCUCCAACUUGAAGGGAUGUGGCCAGUUGCCAGGGCGAUGGACGGACAGUCUUCGAGCGACUCUAGCUACUCUUAGUGGAAGGACUAAAGACUAUAGCCACACCACCUUACACCGGAAACACAGCUAUAACUCGUUAUCAAGCCAGAGAGCACAGAGAAAAUAUUACAAUCAUCGACAUCACAGACAACGUCUAAAUCUUCCUUCCCAGCCAUCACUCAGGCUCCCUGUACCACCUCAUCCACAUCCCCCACCACACACACCUUCACACCCUCUCUCCUCACCCCUCACGGCAAGCACAGUCCUCACAAACAUAUCCUCACUUGUCAGCCUCUCAUCAUCCCCACACAACCCUUUGUCAUCACCGGCAACACAAGAAGACAGCUCCAUGGACACUCGCGUGCCACCAGUCGAAAGGUCAACUACGACGAUGACCCCAUCUUACACUCAUAUUGUUAACCCUUCGAUCAGUGAAGGAAUGCUACCUGAAGCUGGUUCAGGGUUCUUAAACCAUGCUCUUGGCCACCUAAUGCCUCAACAUGAACAGCCUACAGAGAGUAUGGAAACAGAGUCUAAUGAUCAAAUGCAAAAUUCAAAACCCUCUGGUAAGAAGUCCAAAUCACGACGGACCAAACGAAAGAAGCAUAAACAGUCGAGGAUCACCCUAGACAACUCUGCCAGUGUGGAAGAGUUGCGUAACUCCAAUGACUCCAGACACGAAGACAGGGCUACUCCUGGGGACGUAUGGAACACUCGUGGUGACCAACCUUCCGUCAAUGGAGCACUCUCCGACACCCAUCUUGAGACAGAAGUUAGAGGUCAGCCCCCACCCACACAGAGAUCAGGGGUUAGGGUGAAGGAGGAGCUUGUCAGCGAUACAGAGGAGAUUGCCUCCUGUCACCAGGCACCAACCACUAAGUCUCCAACAGUUGGUCUCAAUGGAGUGGUUGCCCCAAACGUUGCCUCUCCAGUGCAUGCUACCUUUAACUCGGUCAACUCUCCUCAGUCGUUUGUCAUCAAUCCCUCCCGUCAGCUCCCUGGCACCUAUCCCCUUAUGACCACUCUCUCCCCUCACAUGCGGAACAUGCUACCAAUUCCAGGGAUGCCGCAGAAUGCCAAUCUGUUUCCGUCUCAGCAGGCUCCUCGGUUUCAACUGGCGACCAAUCAAGUCACGUCUCCCGCUGGCACCACCUCUCCCCUCCACCCCGGCCUACAACUCAUACCAGAGACAAUACAGAGACAAAUUAUGCAACAAAAUGCUGCUCUCCUGUUUGCCAGCAACAAUGCCUUCUUGCAACAACACCAGCUUCAGCAACAGAGCAACAGUCUCCCUCCUGGUGGCUUCAUCAACCUGGCUUCAAUGAGGACUGGUCAACAACAGAAAUCGCCCUCUCUCGGAGGAGUGGCCCCUGGGUUGCCACAGUUACACCAUGUUGGAGGAUCCACGGGGCCUGGUAACCUUGGAAAGAGUGGUCAAGUAACACCACCGAUGUUAUCAAACUUUCAACUACCAAACCGAGCAUCCCAACCAAAUAAUAAAGUCCGAGCUCCCAUUUCGCACAUACCGUCUACUACCCAGAGAAGUUUACCCCAACUGUCGUCCCUUGGUCAAGCUCAGAGUAUUCCUGGCCUCAAUCAAUCUGUUUACCAUCAUGGAAAACAAGUCAACACUCCUUCUAGUGCAACUCAGAGAUUCCCGUCACAGGUCACGUGAUAUCAAAGGUGUGUCAUGUGAUUCAUUGCAUGGCACACGGCUUGUGUAAUGAAUCCUGGACACGUAGCUCUGUGCUUGGUUUAUUUAUAUAUACAUGUUCCUCUGUUCUGUUUGUGAAUGCUUGGGUUCACUUUUUAUCAUUUAGUCACUCUUCUCUCACAGUACGAAUUUGUUACCUAAUCAAGAUCAAAACAUUGUCACAAUGUUAAAUUCUUCGCUCUCAAUAAAUUGCACUUUUAUGCAGCAGUUUGUACAGCAAACCCCAUCUCAUUUGCUUAUUAGCAGCUCUUCUUUAUUGGAAAAUUGUACAGUCUAGUCUUAAUUGUACAUGUAUGUCACAGUCACUUGUGUUGCAGUGGAUAUUAUGUUGCUCAUGUCUGAA
Molecule: messenger RNA, 3197 nt
Organism: Halichondria panicea
Lineage: Eukaryota; Metazoa; Porifera; Demospongiae; Suberitida; Halichondriidae
Product: ataxin-7-like
Exons: 12
Coding region: 242-2815 (857 amino acids)
Source: RefSeq, a predicted model, not a curated record